AUGGGUAUAAGGGACUGUCUUGAUGAAUGGAAACCAGUGCUUGUAAUGCUCCUUGUCGAUUUUGUUUUGGCUAUUGUUAACCUACUUUUUAAGAAAGCCCUUAAUGAAGGAAUGAACCGGUUGGUGCUCAUCACUUACAGGCAAGGAAUAUCUGCACUAUUCUUGGCCCCCAUUGCCUAUUUCUGGGAAAGGAAAAGUUGGGAGAAUCUCACAGUUGGUCUUGUAUGUGGUUUAUUCUUCAGUGGAUUAAUAGGAGCCUCACUAACUCCAUAUUUCGUUAUCACUGGAAUUGCAUACACAUCAGCAACAUAUUCCUGCGCCUUCAUUAAUGUUGUUCCUGUUGUCACUUUUAUCUUAGCAAUUUUAUUUCGGCAGGAAAAACUGAACUUGAGGUAUAGAAGUGGAAGAAGUAAGCUGUUAGGCACAAUAAUCUGUUUAGGGGGAACCUUAGUACUGGUUCUUUACAAAGGGGUGCCAGUGAUCAAUGCAACUAAAACCGUUGCACUUCAGAAGGAAAAGCACGAUGCGCAUAAUCAGGCUAUUGGGUCCAUGUUUCUGUUUGCUGGCAAUCUCACUUGGGCUUCAUGGUUUAUUGUACAAGCACAGAUUGGAAAAUACUACCCUUUUCAAUAUACUAGCACGACUAUAAUGUGCUUUUUUGGUGCCAUCCUAUCAGCCAUUCUAUCUGUUAUGCUUGACAGGAACAUGUCUUCCUGGCUUCUCAAAGGAAGAUUACAGAUAAUUACUGUCAUAUAUUCUGGAUUAGUGGGAACAGGUCUUGUUUAUGGAGCCUUUUCAUGGUGUGUAAAGAAAAGAGGGCCUGUUUUCACCUCUGCAUUUGGCCCCUUCGUCCAAGUCUUGGUUGCCAUCUUGGAGGUUUCCUUUCUUCAUCAACAGAUAACCUUAGGAAGCAUUCUAGGAUCCCUUGUAGUUGUUGUUGGGAUGUAUAUGCUUCUAUGGGGAAAAAGCAAAGAAGUAGACCUUCAGAAGAGUACUGAAGCAGAUGGAAGAAAGGAUAAUGGAGAUUGCAACAUCACAUUACCAGUAACUAAACCUGCAGCCAUUGUCAGCUCAACAAAUACUAGUACUACAUAA
Oldenlandia corymbosa var. corymbosa is the source of this 1095-nucleotide messenger RNA. NCBI's taxonomy places the organism in Eukaryota, Viridiplantae, Streptophyta, Magnoliopsida, Gentianales, Rubiaceae. The record is from the annotation of a GenBank genome assembly.